AUGGCGAAGAACCAGGAAGCCCAUCCCCCCACAGGGGACGGUGACUUUGUGUCUGAUAAGAUAAAUUUUAAAAUAGAAGAGGGAAAUGAUGGAAUUCCGAAUCACAGUCUGGAAAGCGUGGCAUUUAAGAUUGAACAAGAGGACAGGAAAGCAGCUGGCAGUGGUGAUGAGCAGGCGGAGAUCAGAGAAGCAAGCUACAGCUGUAAGCCCCCGGGGAAGUGUUUCCCCGCUGACCACGAGGACGACUACGGGGCCCUAUUCUCUCAGUACAGCAGCACGCUGUACGAUGUUGCCAUGGAAGCUGUGACGCAGAGCCUCCUGUCCGGCCGCAGCAUGAACUCCAGGAAGAAGUCUCCGGCCUGGAAACAUUUCUUCAUCUCUCCUCGGGACAGCACAAAGGCAGUGUGUGUGUACUGCAUGAAAGAGUUCAGCCGCGGCAAAAACGAGAAGGACCUGAGCACAAGCUGUCUCAUGCGGCACGUGAGGAGGGCGCACCCCACAGCACUCAUCCAGGAGGAAGGCAGUGUGUCUACCCUGGCCUCCCUCUCCUCCCCUGCACUGGUGUUCCCUCCUCAGCCCAUACCCCUGGGAGACCUGGGCACCGUACUGUCACCCAUCAAACUUGUCCAGAAAAUAGCCUCCAGUGUCUCGUCUUCUGAGCAGGUGGCAGAGGAAUCUGGAUCUGCCCUAUCUUCUGAAGAGGUCUCCUCUGAUGUGUCCACCUCGGAGAAGUACAGGCAGGAAGAAGCCCUGGUAGAGCCACCCCAAGCCCUCCCCACUCCCCAGCAUGAUGACUCUGCAGAGAGCGGGCCAGAAAAGAGCCUCCCACUUCCAAAGAGCACCUCUGGGUCGCGUAGGUGGUCCGCGGUCUGGAAGCACUUCUACCUGUCGCCUCUGGACAGCUCCAAGGCCGUAUGCAUCCACUGCAUGAGUGAGUUCAGCAGAGGGAAAAACGGGAAGGACCUGGGCACCAGCUGCCUCAUCCGGCACAUGUGGCGGGCACACCGCGCCAUCGUGCUGCAGGAGAAGAGCAGGGGAGCAUCCAUGCCCCCACCCUACUCCACGCCCCCAACACUGCUGCCUGCCCUCCUGCCUCCUGAGAGAGAUCCAAGCUUGGUGUCCUCAUCGCCAGGCAACGAAGUUCAAGAGCUCCCCUCGGUGUCCUCCUCCCCUGACCAGCUGACUGAGCAACUGCAAGCAUAUCUGAAGCCUGGGGAUUCGCCAGUGGAAGAUGCAUCAGUGCUGUCAUCCUCUGAUGAUGUGGGCGAGGCCUCGUUGGUGUCCUCCCCGGAGAAGCAGCAGGGUGAUGGGUCGAGCCCUCACAUGGGGGAAUCUGGUGUUGUCUUCCAACAGAACCAAAAGGUGAUGAAGAGACUGAAGUCGGAGGUCUGGCAUCACUUUUCCCUCGCCCCCACGGACAGUCUGAAGGCAGUGUGCAGACACUGCGCCUGCGUCAUCAGUCGAGGAAAGAAGGGUGACGUGGGCACCAGCUGUCUGAUGAGACAUCUCUACAGGCGCCACCCAGAAGUUGUUGGGAACCAAAAGGGCCUCCUGGAGGCUGGUUUGGCAAAUCCUCCGUACAACACCUUGGCAUCCACAGAAACUUCCUCCAGAUUAACUGACCUUCCACCAGUGGCUACCAAAAGCAGUCCAGUUCUGUUUCCCGUUCACAGCAAAAAGACCUCCAAGCUGUGGAAUCACUUUUCUGUCUGCUCUGCAGACCCCACUAAAGUCGUGUGCCUGCACUGUGGCCGGACGAUAAGCAGGGGCAAGAAGCCCACUAACCUGGGCACCAGCUGUCUCCUGCGGCACCUGCAGAGGUUCCACGGCAGCGCGCUGAAGGCCGACGGCCCCAAGACCGUGCUGCCCUCCUCUCCAGGCGGCAGUGUGCCCCUGAGUGCAAAAUUGUCAGGAGCUUCCUCCUUUGACGACACUGGUGAGAAGUUGUAUGAUUCUCAUCCAGUUGCCAAAAAGAUCACAAGUCUCAUAGCUGAAAUGAUUGCACUUGACCUUCAGCCAUAUUCUUUUGUUGAUAAUGUUGGCUUUAACAGGCUGCUCGAAUACUUGAAACCUCAGUACUCUUUGCCCUCCCCUUCCUACUUUUCCCGGACAGCUAUCCCCGGAAUGUACGAUAAUGUGAAACAGAUCAUUAUGUCACACCUUAAGGAGGCUGAGAGUGGUGUGGUCCACUUCACGUCUGGAAUAUGGAUGAGUAACCAGACCCGGGAGUACCUGACACUCACUGCUCACUGGGUCUCCUUCGAGUCGUCGUUCCGACCUCACUGUGAGGACCACCACUGCUCAGCACUGUUAGACGUGUCACAGAUUGACUGCGACUAUGGCGGCAACAGCAUUCAGAAGCAGCUGGAAUGUUGGUGGGAGGCCUGGGUGACCUCCACCGGCCUUCAGGUUGGCAUCACAGUGACUGACAAUCCCAGCAUAGGAAAGACGCUGAAUGAAGGGGAGCACUCCAGCGUGCAGUGCUUCAGUCACACGGUGAACCUCAUUGUCCAGGAGGCCAUUAAAAGCCAGAGAAUGGUGCAGAACUUGCUGAGCAUCGCUCGGAAGCUAUGUGAGCGGGUGCUGCGCUCCCACGCAGCAAAAGAGAAGCUGGCAGAGCUGCAGAAGGAGUAUGAGUUGCCGCCCCACCAUCUUAUUCAGGAUGUCCCGUCCAAAUGGAACACGUCGUUCCACAUGCUCGAGCGGCUCAUUGAGCAGAAGAGAGCCAUUAACGAGAUGUCCAUCGAGUGUAACUUCAGGGAACUGAUCAGUUGCGACCAGUGGGAGGUCAUGAAGUCUGUGUGUCAUGCGCUGAAGCCCUUUGACGCUGCGAGCCGGGAGAUGAGCAGCCACAUGUCCACCCUCAGCCAGGUCAUCCCCAUGAUCCACAUUCUGAACAGGAAAAUUGAGAUGCUGUUUGAGGAGACCAUGGGCAUCGACACCAUGCUGAAGUCUCUGAAGGAAGCCAUGGUGAGCCGACUGUCCGCCACCCUCCACGAUCCCAGGUACAUCUUUGCUACACUGUUGGACCCUCGUUACAAAGCCUCCCUGUUCUCCGAGGAGGAGGCAGAGCAGUACAAGCAGGAUUUAAUCAGGGAACUAGAAAUGCUGAAUUCUACCUCAGAGGACAUACCUGUCUCCAAUGGGUGUGCUCCAGGCUCCCCAUCGACGGACUGCAGUGUGGACGAGAGCCUGUGGUCACUCAUGGCCAAGAUAAAAAAGAAAGGCCCAAGAGAAAAGAUGAAGCUUCCUGAGGCCAUGGUGCUUUCUUACCUGGAGGAGGAGGUGCUUGAACACAGCUGUGACCCGCUUACCUACUGGAACCUAAAGAAGUCUGCCUGGCCAGGACUCUCCGCCUUGGCCGUCAGGUUUUUGGGUUGUCCCCCGAGUAUUGUCCCUUCAGAAAGGCUGUUCAGCACUCCCACUGAGAACGGUAGCUUUGGCCAGUCCAGGUUCAUGAUGGAACAUUUUGAAAAACUUAUCUUUUUGAAAGUGAAUCUUCCAUUAAUAUAUUUUCAGUAUUGA
This is a messenger RNA of Pipistrellus nathusii (Nathusius's pipistrelle), 3525 nucleotides long. Lineage: Eukaryota; Metazoa; Chordata; Mammalia; Chiroptera; Vespertilionidae. The record is from the annotation of a GenBank genome assembly.